This is a messenger RNA of Fusarium keratoplasticum, 327 nucleotides long. RefSeq lists its product as uncharacterized. The coding region runs from base 1 to 327 and encodes 108 amino acids. The transcript has 3 exons. Lineage: Eukaryota; Fungi; Ascomycota; Sordariomycetes; Hypocreales; Nectriaceae. The record is from RefSeq and is a predicted model, not a curated record.
AUGCUGGCCAAGACUCUUAGCGUUUUCCUCUUCCUUACUCUGGCUGCGGCCGACCUGCACGACUCGUGCACCUGCCACAACGGCGACAGCUACAACUGGCGCAUCACCACCAACGCUUGCUCUGACUACAACGACUCCAAGUACGAGUGGGGUGGUGCCUCCUACAACACUCCCUCUGGACGAUGCACUCAGAUCACCGCCGAGGACAAGAUCGCCGGCAAGGAGUGGGAGGCCGCCUGCAAGAAGAUUGCCCAGAGCGGCUUCCAGUGCGCUGAUGGCGUUGGAACCUGCUACGCUGACCCUAAAGAUGUCCGUGGCCGAUGCUAA